Messenger RNA from Strongyloides ratti, 1272 nucleotides. RefSeq names its product G protein-coupled receptor, rhodopsin-like family and GPCR, rhodopsin-like, 7TM domain-containing protein. Gene Ontology annotation, cellular component: membrane. The record is from RefSeq and is a predicted model, not a curated record. Gene Ontology annotation, biological process: G protein-coupled receptor signaling pathway. The transcript has 2 exons. Bases 1 to 1272 code for a protein of 423 amino acids. Lineage: Eukaryota; Metazoa; Nematoda; Chromadorea; Rhabditida; Strongyloididae. Gene Ontology annotation, molecular function: G protein-coupled receptor activity.
AUGGGUGUAUUUCUAAAUUUUAUAUGCAUUUAUGUAUUUAGGCAACAUUCAAAAGAACACACAGCACCAGUUAUUCAUUAUUAUUUGAUAACAUUAACAUUGUGGCAGACGGCUGUCUUAUUAAAUGGGUUCUUAUUGUAUAGUUUUCCAAAUAUGUAUAGAGUUUAUUUUGGUUCAUUAGAAUCAUAUCAAUUAUUUUAUCCUUAUAUAUUUGCUGGAGCUAAUAUAACAAUGGUUGCUUCAGUAUGGGUUAUUUUGGUACUUACUAUUGAUAGGUAUUUAGCUUUAUGUAAACCAUUAAAACACAGAUAUAUUGGUAAAAGAUCAAGAGUUAAAAGAAUAAUGAUUUUAGUUUCUGUAUUAGCAUUUUUUUAUAAUAUUCCACGUUUUUUUGAAAUUGUUACAAAUAAAACUUGUACUAAUGUAAAUGGUACAAUAAAUUGUAUAUAUUAUGUUGAUAGAACACCAUUUGCUCAUAACUCAUUAUAUCAUAUAUUAUAUAAAAUUAUUAGCCAAUUACUUUUAGUUUCCCUAAUUCCAUGUUUUAUAUUAUUUAUUUUAACAUUAAAAAUAUCAUUAGCAAUAAGGCAUGCAAUAUUACGUAGAAAAAAAUUAUGUCCUGAUAUGGCUGAGACAAGUAAAGUUCUUAAAAAAUCAAAACCAGUUUCAAGAGAACAUAAGGCAAAUAUUAUGCUUGUCUUAAUUAUUGUAAAAUUUUUAAUCUCAACAAUACUACCAACAGCAUGUGAUAUUAUUGAAAAAAUUAUUGGUGCUGAAGUUUUUCAGAGAAGUUAUUUUGCCACAAUUGUCGUUGAUAUAUCAAAUUUUUUAAUUGUCCUAAAUUGUUCAACAAAUUUUUGGGUUUUUCUAUUUUAUGGUCAAAGAUUUAGAAAAUAUUGUAAAAGAAUAUUUUCUAAUAAAUUAUUAAGAAAUGCUGAAAGAUAUUUGGAGUCAUCUUUUGAGAUACCUUAUACAAGGGCACAAAGAAAUUAUGAUAUUUCAAAUUCAACAACACCAUUUGUAACUAAAAGUGUAUCUUAUAGAGAUUCACAAAAACAGAGGCAAUUAAACGUAAAAUUUUCAAUAAAUAAUUUACAUUCAUUUAAUAAUUCUAAUUUUGAACUAUCAUCUCGUUAUAAAAAUCCGGAUUUACCAAUAAUAAACAAAUCAUCUAAUAUUUCUUGUUAUAUGAUAAGAAAAAUAUCAGCACAAGACCAUUUCUAUUCAUUUACAAAAACCAAUUCACCUUUUAAUAUGGAAAAAAAUAUAUAA